CGUGUGAAACUUCCCAGCAACUUCACAAUGGCUGCUGCUAUCAAGGCAAUCAACGCCAAGAUCCGCUCCAACUCGGUGCUGGACUAUGUCUGCUCAACCCACUUCUGGGGCCCUGUCUCCAACUUCGGUAUCCCCAUUGCGGCUGUGAUGGACACACAGAAGGACGCUGAGAUCAUCUCCGGCCCUAUGACCGGUGCUCUUGUCAUCUACGCCGCCACCUUCAUGCGCUACUCCCUCGCCGUUACCCCUAAGAACUACCUCCUCUUCGCAUGCCACUUGACCAACUUCGGCGCUCAGACUACCCAGGCAUACCGUUAUCUGAACUACUGGAACUGGGGCGGACGGGAAAAGCAGCUUGCCGAGAAGGCUGCUCAGGGUGGUGCUAAGGCUGCCAGUGCCUAA
Penicillium bovifimosum is the source of this 402-nucleotide messenger RNA. RefSeq names its product pyruvate transporter MPC1. Gene Ontology annotation, biological process: pyruvate import into mitochondria. The transcript has 4 exons. The record is from RefSeq and is a predicted model, not a curated record. NCBI's taxonomy places the organism in Eukaryota, Fungi, Ascomycota, Eurotiomycetes, Eurotiales, Aspergillaceae. The coding region runs from base 28 to 402 and encodes 124 amino acids. Gene Ontology annotation, cellular component: mitochondrial inner membrane.